AUGGACUCUGUCAGAAAACGCAAGCUCGACUCCACAAACGACAAUGACUCGGGCAAAAAGCCCAGAAUGACUGAAGGACCCGCCUCCGCUGGCCCGAGCGCGGUUCCUACGGUUCAAUUCGCUGAAACAGCUGAAGCAAGUGUGGUAGCGGAGUUGGCUUCGGUGAAAGGGAAAGGAAAGGCGGAAGAAAACGCGCCGGGUCGCGCGAUCUCAAACAUGGACUCUGUCAGGAAACGCACAAACGACAAUGACUCGGGCAAGAGAACCAAAAUGACUGAAGUGCCCGCCUCCGCUGGCCCAAGCGUGGUUCCUGAGGUUCAACUCGAAACAAGUGCGGCAGCGAAAGGCAAGACGAAAGAAAUUGUAGCGAACGCGCCGGAUCGCGCGUCAAGACCGAGAAUCAACAAGCUCGCGCCACCACGCCCAUUCCCAACGGUACCGAAGUCUGUAUCUGCCACUGGCCCGCGUUCAGCACACAAAGAGGGCAAGAACUUUCUCUGUCUGUCUCGUAAAACCUCGUUGGGUACUUAUAUGCGCAGAUGUAAAGAUGUGAUUAUCAAAGACGGAUAUAAAACUCUUCAUCUGAGUGCGAUGGGAGCUGCGAUACCCCUUCUUCUCCAGCUUACAUGUGCCCUGCCUCCUAUUCUCCCCUUUCCCAAAGACGAGAUACAUACGGAAGUGAUAACUGGAACGGUCAAUGUUCAGGACGAGGUCAUACCCGAGGACGAUGAGGAGGACAUCACUUAUCAGACGCGAGGAAAGUCUACCGUCAAGGUCAUAUUUAGGAUCGGUGAUGGCGAAUUUGAAGGCGACCGCACUGGUCCACUCCGGAAAUAUAGUAAGGGUGGAGGAGGAAAGAAUAAAAAUGGGAGUGGCGGGAAAGAUAAUGACGUAGGAAAGCAAAAGGAUCAAGGAUCGUCUGCAGUGGUAUUCCAGGAGCCCGAACAAGAAGAUUUUAUGGACAUGCUAUGA
Laccaria bicolor S238N-H82 is the source of this 972-nucleotide messenger RNA. RefSeq lists its product as uncharacterized. Gene Ontology annotation, molecular function: nucleic acid binding. The transcript has 2 exons. NCBI's taxonomy places the organism in Eukaryota, Fungi, Basidiomycota, Agaricomycetes, Agaricales, Hydnangiaceae. Gene Ontology annotation, biological process: tRNA 5'-leader removal. The coding region runs from base 1 to 972 and encodes 323 amino acids. Gene Ontology annotation, cellular component: ribonuclease MRP complex; nucleolar ribonuclease P complex. The record is from RefSeq and is a predicted model, not a curated record.